AUGGAUGAAGGGGAGCAUAUUCCAUGGCCUGAGGAUGUGGAUCUUCGUGGACCGUUGUUCAUUGCUGCAACAGCAAGAGCAGCAACACAGGCUGAAAUUAGAGAUGAAGUACAGAAAUGUCGGGAUUUGGCAUUCCAGAAUGUUUAUGGCGAGGCUGAUGGCGGAUAUGGAGGACUGGAUCGGGAGUAUCCGUUAAGCUAUCCGAGUGGUGCGAUCGUAGGUAGAGCGAUGCUGAUGGAGUGUUUAUCGUUGGCUGAAUAUGUGGAAAGGUAUCCACAAGGUGAGUGUGCAGACUCGCAAGAAGGUUUUGUGUUGAUAUUCAAAGUGUUCGAUCCGUUGUUGGUGCCCAUUCCGCAUCUGCCACCGCAGUCUUCUUCGCUUUCAUCAUCGUCUCAAAGUCAUGAACUUUACACGAUUAAUAAACAACUGAGGACUGCAAUCAAACACAUUCUUGACCCGUAUAGUUUCAGUUAA
Anisakis simplex (herring worm) is the source of this 474-nucleotide messenger RNA. NCBI's taxonomy places the organism in Eukaryota, Metazoa, Nematoda, Chromadorea, Rhabditida, Anisakidae. The record is from the annotation of a GenBank genome assembly.